AUGGUCAGAUUUCUACCCUUCGGCGACAUCCAAGUCCCCUCGCCAGGCUUCGGCGCCAUGGGCCUGAGCUUUGGCCUGGGUACCAACCUGACACUCGAAGAGGCCGAGCCAGUCCUGCUAAAGGCGAUUGAGCUUGGAUGUACGUUCUGGGAUACUGCGGUCGUCUACCAAGCUGGUGUCAACGAGAAACUCCUUGGAGACUUUAUCCGGAAACAUAAUGUUCGGGAUAAGGUGUUUAUCGCUUCGAAAUGCGGCUUCGAUGUCUUCGGCACCAGCGAAGGCCUCGCAAGAGGUGCCGUCACUAACUCGCCCUCCCAUAUCAAGGAGUACAUCGAGGGGACCAUUGAGAGACUAGGUUUCACGCCGGACUUGUACUAUCUCCAUCGUAUUGAUCCUAACACACCUCUCCAAGAGUCUAUCCCCGCGCUGGCAGAGAUCCGCCAGGCAGGGAAGACGAGGUAUAUUGGACUGUCGGAGUGCUCCGCUGCGACACUGCGCAAGGCGAAUUCGAUCGCCAAAAUCGACGCAGUCCAAGCAGAGUAUUCGGCCUUUGAGACACUGCACGAGACAGACGGCCUGAUUGAUACGGCCAGGGAGCUGGGGGUUGCUUAUGUCGCCUACAGCCCCCUCGGCCAUGGCUGGCUAGUCGACAACUUUGACUACCAGACCCCAGACGAUUUCAAGCCUGAUGAUUUUCGGCGGAAGAUCCCCAAAUUCCAAGGCGAGAAUUUCUACGCGAACAAAGCCAUCGUCGAACAAAUCAAGACCCUCGCCUCCCGAAAAGGGUGUACAAUUAGCCAGAUUGCUCUUGCAUGGGUUGCCGCCCAGGGGUUGAUUGCUAUCCCCGGCACGACAAAGGUGCACCGGCUCGAAGAGAAUUUCGCCUCGAGGGAGGUUGAACUGACCGAGGAGGAACUUGGGGAGAUGAGGAGGAUUGUUGAUUCUGCGAAGCCGCAGGGGAAUCGGUAUGCGGCUGCGCAGCAGGCGCUUGUGGGUCAUUAG
This is a messenger RNA of Aspergillus calidoustus, 1002 nucleotides long. Lineage: Eukaryota; Fungi; Ascomycota; Eurotiomycetes; Eurotiales; Aspergillaceae. The record is from the annotation of a GenBank genome assembly.